AUGAGUAGCUCAUCGAUACCCCAACAGGACAUACCGAUUACGCUAGGAAUACACCUCGGCUCUUGGCGCGCCUCUGAAGAGGACGAGAAGUAUUUGAUAUUUGGUCAUCUUAACGAAAAAGGGGAACUUCUCACUCUCAGUCGCGCGCUUAGUUCUGGCUGCCAUGAAAGGGUUGAACUAGAUCAUGUCACUCUUGAACCACAUCUAGCUUCUUUGAAACAUGACCCCGGAGCAAUCAUGGAGUACUGCCGCAUCUGCCUAGAGAAUCUCAAGGAAGAGCCACCGAUUAGCAAAUGCAAGGCUGUUUUCGAUGCUAAAAAGGCUAUGGAAGCGAAGAGGUUGAAGGAGUUGGAGCAUCGAAAGGAUAUCGAUCAAGUAUCUGCUCAACUAGGCUGGGUUGAUGAUAUCAAGAAGAAGAUAUCAGAAUCUCAGCAGAAAGUGAAGGAGUGA
Molecule: messenger RNA, 450 nt
Organism: Cadophora gregata
Lineage: Eukaryota; Fungi; Ascomycota; Leotiomycetes; Helotiales; Ploettnerulaceae
Exons: 2
Coding region: 1-450 (149 amino acids)
Source: RefSeq, a predicted model, not a curated record